This is a messenger RNA of Amoebophrya sp. A120, 4159 nucleotides long. The record is from the annotation of a GenBank genome assembly. Lineage: Eukaryota; Dinophyceae; Syndiniales; Amoebophryaceae.
UAUGGACGAGGAGCGAAACGUCUGGCUCUUGGGCAAUGUUUUAGGAGUUAUUCUUUUUCGUAAAACAAAAGUCAAACUACCAUGUACCACCGGGGCGGAGGCGGAGCCGGUGGACCCGGCGCAGCUACUUCCCCCGAGAAUUACACUGGCGCUCUGCCCGACGGCAAAUUUAACCUUCAAGCCGGGGGCUCGCACUCUAGUUCCUACGACCCCGAUAAAAAUUCGUCUCGACAUAAUUGCUCCCGGGCACCAGAUGUUGAACUCGGGUCCGGGCAGUACCGGGAUCCCGAAUCGGGGGAUAUUGUUUACUCGCAGUCGCCACUUUGGAAGGACAAAGAGAACCACCUGCAGAGCAGCACCAGCAGCUACUUCCAACUCAAUUCCCGGACGGGAAGUCGGCAGCAUUUGAUCCUGCAGUUCCGGCAAACAACCGUGAAAGCGUUAGCAACUUUCCGUGCCUGCCCGGAACUGUUCUUAACCGUCUCGCUCUUCUGCAUCAGUGCGACAAUUUACAUUUACGUCUAUUGUCUCAGUAGUUCUUCUACUUCGAGCGGUUCUUCGUUGUUUUUCGCCGAUGCAGAUGAUUAUAUGGGAAUUGAAGCUGAAUACGAAAGAACAAAUAGAAGAAUAACCGCCGGUGCUGCAGCUUCAACAUCUGCACAAGAAAUAAAUCUCGAAGAUGAACUGCCUACAAAGAGGACUUCCAUGACGGCACUCCCAACCACAAACAUCGACCCCGCGGAGGCGGGUAUCACACCUAUGGACCCGAAGAAAUUUUCAACUUUAAGUACGACGAGUUCCGCGACCCCGGUGGUUUUGCCGACGUCUAGGAAGGCACGGAAGGUGACGGAUUCUUUUCUCUCGGAGAGCUCGAAAAAGAAUCACGCGGAACGACUAGCGAAAUUUGGCCAGUAUGUGAAAAGAAAAAAUGCUUCUUCAACAACAUCUUCCAAAACAACCAAGGAUACAACAAAAAUCACACCACCACCGCAAGCUGCCGCACCCAGCACGAAAAUAGAUGGCAGAAUACUGAACGAGGACAAGGUGAAGAGCGCCGAGCAGGUGAUUUUGACGUUGCCGAUGACUAUUCAGGAAAAAACCGCGUUCGAACUAGCAAUAGAAAUUUCGGACUACAUGCAAACCAAUUUCGAGGAUGAGAAUGAAGAGCCAAAACCUGCAGAAGAAGCGAAAGAAGCAGCAAAAACCGCAGAUGACAAAGCAACUGCGGCUGCAACUGCAUCAUCCACAAAAGAGCAACCUGAUGAAAUCAAAAGUGGAAAGAAAUCAGCUGCAGAUCAAGUAGAUUCUGCUAAUACCGCAGGGUCCUCGUUCAGGAUGUCGGCCAUCCUCCCCCAGCAGCUAUCGCAGAUCAUGAUCAGCAAACUGAAUAUGGGUUCGACAUCGGUAAACAACGGUCGGGAUUUUGAGCAGGAGCUGGUGAUAUCGUUGUCGAAACAGCAAGUGGACCAGGAUUUGGAUGGGAGAAUAGAUCUGAUCGAACUAAUAUCAAAUACAAAUUAUGUCAUCUGGGUCUGGAAGGAUGCAAUGUUUGUCAUGCACAUUUUGCAUGACUCCUGAUGUCUGUGAUGCAUGCCCUAGCAUGACAGAUUUUGUGAGGGCUUCUUGAUGCCUAUAUCGCAUGAGAAAUGCCCUCUCGCCCUGGCAAAAACUGGACCUCUUUUGCUGUUCAUGCAAUUCAGAUUUUCGUAGAAUUCAGACGCAGCAUCACAAGUUGCAUCCUUCCAGACCCAGACAGAGACAUAUUUGCAAUGCAUAGCUAACAGAUCUUUUCAAAACCACCCACGUGCCGAAAGAGAAGAACAAGGACGGUUCCGAGCAUUUCAACUACGACUGCGGAAUGCUCGACAUUUUUGACAAACUUUCUCGGGGCGAAAGUGGGGGGCUGAUCGCAGCAGAGGUGGUGGACGGGGCGUAUGAGAUGCUGUAUGGACUCGCCAGGGAUCAUUCACGUAUUAGUGAUCUGAGUUUUUGCGUAUGGCAUUUUUCACCAUGCUUUUCAUGCAUCACUGGCUUACCUUUGUCUCGCAUGCCGAGCAUGACAAGUUUAUUCCAUUACAACUAAACAAAACCAGACGACCCCCCGACCCAGACGCAGCAAUACUGCCCGGACGGGCAGAACUCGGUCUACGUCUGCGAUGCGGGGAACAAGUCGGGCAAAUUUAACGACUUCCUCACCACGGACUUCCAGCACGAGGACAAUCCCGGCGCGGAACCGCUGGAGAUGGACCAGAGUCUGUUAUCAAAUGCAAAUAUGUCUGGGUCUGGAGGGUUGCAAGACUUGUCAUGCAGGUUUUCCAUGACGUCGCGUGAGGUCUGUCAUGCAUGACCUAGCAUCACGGAGUUUGUGUGACCUCUAGAGAUUGUUUCUCAACAACUUGGUCAAAAGUGGACAGCUUUUGGUAAUCAUGCAACACAGGUUUCUGCACUAUCCAGAAUUGGCAUGACAAGUUCCACCUUUCCAGACCCAGACAUAUUUGCAAUGCAUAUCUGUGUAAGCUCUACAACUUUGCUUUCAGUUCGAACAUCAAGCAGGCGACGGCGGAGCAGGUGAAGCAGGUCGGGCAAGCGUGCGAGGGUUUGAUGAGUACAAGCGGGCAGAAUUGCUGUCACUGGGUGCCUAUCAAAUGUAAAAAUGUCUGGGACUGGAAGAUUGCCAGGUUUGUCAUGCACAUUUUGCAUGACUCCUGAUGUCUGUGAUGCAUGCCCUAGCAUCACAGAUUUUGUGAGGGCUUCCUGAUGCCUAUACCGCAUGACAAAUGCUCUUUCCGUGUAGCGAAACUUGGACUCUCUUUGCUGCUCAUGCAAUACAGAUUUUUUUAGAAUCCAAAAUCAGGUUGACAAGUUGGAUUCUUCCAGACCCAGACAUUUUUACAGUUGAUAGUGCCGGAAGAUAAAGAGAAGAACGCGUGUCGGCCUUACUACCGGGUAAGCACUACAUUCAAUUAUCUGAGAUUGAUCUGAAAAAAUGUGAAUCCGAAUAUCAUCGUACUAUGAUAAAUCUGACUACUUACUAGACUUCUGCGAGUCCCAUGUAAAGAUCAUGACAGAUGUUUCAAAAAAAUCAUAAAUGAAAAAUUAAAAUUCCUUAGUGUCUCCAGCCUGCACCGAAGGAACCGGAACAAGUGGAGAAGGAGAAAGAAGCAGCUGCACCAGCAGCUUCCAAGACAAGCUAUCCUCAGGAAAAACGUCCCCGCCGCAGAGAGAAGCUGGAAACUUUGCAACACAAAUCAACAAGGUUUGGCUGUUGCGCAUGACAGGUUCUUUGGGCUCGCGGUGUAAUCCUGUGUAGCUAGUGCAGCCGCAUGAGAGAUCGACACCCCUAUCCUGAUUCUAGCAUGACAAACUCCCAGAUAGGAGCAUUGGAAGUCGCCUGUCAUGUGGCUGUGCAUGAGAAACUUUUUAGGCGUGUAGAUUUGCAAGACAACUUGAGGGGGCAUUGUUCCUCACAAUACAAGCAGUUCCUGGUUCUCCUCGAGCCAAGAUGCAGACGACAAAAAAUCCGCGCAACCUGCCCAAUAUCAAGAAGUGUACGAGGACGACACGCUGGGCGACAUUGGGCCUCUGUCGCACUUCUACCAGCCCGUGAAGGUGGACACGAUCCUGCCGCCCUUUGGAUACAAGCAGGGGGAGAAGAAGUUCAACGUGAACGGCGUCAGCGGCUCCGGGAAUCCGGACGACAAACUACCCGGGGACUUGUGAGUGAGUGGGAGUCUGGUGGUUGCUCGCGCGUAGUUUUCCAAGAAUAUUGACCACGGAGGACUAGUACACACAGAACGAGCCAAGUUUUUUUCAUAGCAGUUCUCGUGAGAUCAUGACAUUGAUGUUUUCUUGUGCCAGGAAGAAGAAUCUGCACCGACAUUUUUAGCCGUGCCACAGCGUUAGAAUUUACCUAACGAAUGAACGCAAAACAAGAGACUCAAUAUAUAUCGAAAAAAGAACCUCAUCAACUACAAAAUUGUCCAAUUAUUCAACGCAAGCAAGCAAGAUGAUUAAGCAGAAAUAAUAACGCGCUCGGAAUGCAUUCGCAAAAUAGCAGAUACUACACCCAGAAACGCAAAGAAUUUUUUUUCAAACGACUUUCUGUCCCGACCAAAUAAAUGGACCUCUCUGGCGGUUGCGGCAUGUUGGUGGGAACGGC